CAGGGUUGUGGUGUGAUCGUGUGAAACUGAGCGAGCGCAGCACGGCAUCGCAUGGGUCGAAUGCGGGACAAUGCUUCCAUCGCUUAGGCUUUUAUUUAUUGCAGCUAUUGCGAUAGGAGCAUAUAUAGCAUGUCAAUAUAGUGAUAUCACUUGGUUUCCUAUUUCCAACCUGGGCGUGGUACCUAAAAGCACUUCCGCUAUGGCAACCGACGAUAAGGUAUACGUCGUUCUGGUGAAGGGGAAGGUGAAGGAAGGGCAAGCAGCCCUAUUUGAAAAGUGCUUUGCUCCAUUGGCGAAGCAUGUUACUGACAACGAGCUGGGCACUCUGAGCUACAAGCUCAGCUGGGGUGACAGCGAUCCGGACAGCCUCAUCAUCUUCGAGCGCUAUACCAGCAAGGACUACCUGGAAAACGUGCACUGGAAGUCGGAGCCGUUCGCGCAGUUCCGGAAGGACCUUGAGGCAAAUGGCGUCGAGUGGGUUAUCAAGGAUGUGACCAAGUACUACGAGACGGGACCGGGUUACAUGUCACGGUGAUGUCCUGCAUUACCCCGGGGAGACAUGGCCGACCAUUCCAUGCGGCGAUUCAUAUAGUACCGUAUGGUGGGUUCUUGGAGGUCUGUUGCGCCUUGCCUUGCCGCGGGACAGCAGUAAUAACAAUGAAGAAGGCAUUAGGAAACGCUGCUGUCUAAGGGAAGGAAGUCGGAGUGGUCUUCACCUAGCGUGAUCAUAGAAUGGCUGCCUGUCCAGGCCUGCGUGCCAACGUGGUGAAGCCAGUAUACUGUAAGACUUUGGGUUACUCAGCACUUGCCGUCGCAAGGAAGACAAGCAACCUGCGUGUGGAUGCCCUUUUGGUGGGCACACAUUCAGGUGGCUGCAGCAGUGGUGCUUGGGGUUUGCAAAGUCAUCGUUAGGGCGGUCUGCAUGCGUUGGCAGUACGCCAUAGCCCUGCGAAGGUGGGUCACCCCUAAUUGGUGCACAUGGUCAUACGUAUCAUACGUGGCAUUGGUAGCGGUUGGCUUUGGUGUUCGUCUUGGCUGGAACUGGGCAAGCACUAGGCUUAUUAUGCGACAAUCGUGCCGCAGCGCUUAGUCAAGACUCCAAUGCCAUUCCAAACACUUUUCGCAGGUGCACCGCUGCUCAUGCUCGCAACACCCCCAUCAGACGCCUUAAGGCUGCUGCCGACCUCGCGAUUGCUGCCGUUACCUUCGUUGCUGCUGCUGCUGUUGCUGCAAGCCUGCGCUGUCGCUAGUAUGUCCGGGAUGAUUGUUUGCUGGAGCGCCUGCUUCACAGCCCAUGCCGCGCCCAGACCAGCCUGGUGUUUGGUGUAAUCAAGCUCCCGUG
Messenger RNA from Astrephomene gubernaculifera, 1342 nucleotides. The record is from the annotation of a GenBank genome assembly. NCBI's taxonomy places the organism in Eukaryota, Viridiplantae, Chlorophyta, Chlorophyceae, Chlamydomonadales, Astrephomenaceae.